AUACAUAUGAAGCCCUCUUUCUCUCGAAUUUGAAGUUUUAAGCGCGUUAAACUCGCGCGCCGGAAGAACGCCGGCUAAUGGGAGCUUGCUGGCCCUCCAAGCUUGGGAGCUGAUAUCCCACUUUCGUCACCGGCAUUUACUUCUAUCAAAGAAUCCAAUGUCUGAAGAUUGAGCGGGCAAGCUUUAUUGACUUUUGUGUUUCGUACCACCAUUAUCGCUUCUUCGGUUCUGCCCAGUCCUCUCGGAGGCUGGCGCACUGGCUCGCGCUCUUCAUAUAAGCUAUGCCCCUACAGAUAAUGCUCAUAUCCUUUCACAAUGGACGGCGAUUGGGCUGAGGUCACCCGGAUUCCGUUCCCGCCUCCGGGCGUGCACGCGAUGCCCACUCCGGUUGCGACUAUGACCUUCGAUAACUCUCAGGAACUUCUUUGGACAGGCAACGAAUAUGUACGUCGAAAAGGGUGAGAUGUAGAAGCUGGACUGGCGCUGAUUGGUGUUUCAGGGUCGAGUCACUUCCUUCUAUGGGACCGAAUUGCAGCGAUAUACCUCUUUCAAGGCCCAUGCCUCCUCUGAUGGCCCGAUUCGUCAAAUACUCGUCAAUGAGAAAGGAAUUGUUUCCCUCGGUGCUAAAGAUAUGCAUAUGGCCAUUCGGAGAGGACUACCUAUAUGGCAUAUUAGGUAGGAUGAUUCAACUCCAUAUGAGAUCGACUGAUGCUGAUCUUUGCCAGACAUGACGAUAUGAAAGAUUUGCGAUGUAUGAGCUUUACGUCUAAGGGAACGGCAGAGGUUAUCGCUGCAGGAAUGCAAGACACGAUGCUUGUCAUUGACCUCAUUAAGGGUGAUGUUGUCAAACAAGUGCCUACCGAACACCAGUACACAAUAAUGAGACGCGGGCGAUAUAUAUGCGCCGCAACUCAGACCGGUUCCGUCAACUUACUGGAUCCUGUCACUUUUGCUGUCAUCAAGUCUUGGAACGCGCACUCUGCUUUGAUUAAUGACAUGGACGCUCAGCAUGACUUCAUCGUAACUUGCGGAUACUCCUUAAGACAGGGUCAGAAUUACAUGCUUGACCCGUUCCUUAACGUCUUCGAUAUAAAGAAGAUGUCAUCGAUGCCCCCUAUUCCUUUCCCAGCUGGCGCUGCCUACGUGCGCAUGCACCCGAGGAUGUUGACGACCAGCAUCGUUGUCUCACAAAGUGGACAAAUGCAUGUUGUUGACUUAAUGAAUCCCAACACAAGCGACGUACGGUUGGCUAAUGUUACUUCCUACUUGAGCAUGUUUGAGAUUGCACCCUCUGGCGAGGCGAUUGCCCUCACAGAUGCUGAUUGCUCGAUUCACCUUUGGGGAUCCCCAACAAAACUCCAUUUCGUGGACUUACCAACUCCGAUCGAAUUCGCAACUCCCGAAGAGCCCCUGCCCAAUAUUGACUGGGGCCCAGAUACACCCCUGAACAUGAUCGGAUUGCCGCAUUAUCGAGAGGCUCUGGCAUCCGCCUGGCCAGACAUCCCCUGCGAUGUUGGAGCACCUCCUGUCAAGUUUGAUCCACAGUUCCUGGCAGGGCUCAAGCCGACUGAGUUUGGGAUGUACGGUCGCAAUACUCGGGGUUUGCGAAGAAAUCAGGCCGAGAACACUCGAAACGUGAACAAAUCAGGAAGCUCUGGGCUCAAGGCCCCGAAAUUCCUCAGUGAAAAAGCCCGCGAGCUUGCUACUAGUAAUGCCGCUGCCUCUGAUAAGAAGGCUGACGAGCUGAUCAGCUCUCUUACUGAUAUGGGACUUGAAAGCAAGAAGUCUGACGUUCCAGUCAUGUAUAGAACUGUUGAGAUCAAAUACAGCAAAUUCGGGGUGGACGACUUUGACUUCGGUUUCUACAACAACACGCGAUACUCUGGACUCGAGACUCAUAUCUCGAAUUCAUAUGCUAACUCGCUUUUACAAAUCAUGCACUUCACUCCUGUCAUUCGAAAUCUUGCUCUUCAGCAUGCUGCUACCUCUUGCGUGAGCGAGAUUUGCCUGCUGUGCGAGCUUGGAUUCUUGUUUGAUAUGCUUCAAAAGGCUGAAGGCUCGAUAUGCCAAGCAACGAACUUACUAAAAACCCUGAGUAAUCACCCUCAAGCCGGUCCUCUUGGUCUACUCGAGGAAGAUCCUCAUGGAUCAUCUCUUAACGUUAUGCUUCAAGGACUCACUCGAUUUCUCCUGGAUAAAAUAGUGCAUGAUUAUAGGACUAUCAACCCAUCGUCGACUGCCAUGGACCAGGUCUUGGCCACUUCCGCAACGACCUCAAUCAGAUGCAUAAACUGUAGGAGCGAAUAUACUCGACCUGGAUCAACAUAUGUCAAUGAUCUGCUUUAUCCAUCUCCUGCCGGCAGCCGAAAUGCCAAGUUACCACGCAUCAGCUUUUCUCAAGUUCUCAAAAAUAGUGUUGAAAGGGAAACGACGUCCAAAGGAUGGUGUAGUCGAUGCCAGCGGUACCAGACCAUAGCGACGAGAAAGAGCAUUCACAGUAUACCGGCUGUACUCAUGCUAAACACCGCCAUCACAAACCAAGAUCAACGAAUGCUUUGGUCAACACCAGGUUGGCUUCCCGAGGAGAUUGGAAUCAUCGUAGAACAAGGGCAGUUUUUCUGUUACGAAGGCGAAGACCUGAAACUUCACCUCCAGAGGGGCAUCCACAACAUCGCAGUGUAUUCGCUGACAGGCAUGGCCAUUAAUAUUGAGAGUGGACAAUCGCAAAAGUCACACCUUGUUUCGAUGGUCAAUGUGGCACAUGCAGAACCAGAGGCGCCUGGAGAGAGUCGAUGGCAUCUUUUCAACGACUUCUUGGUGAGGUCGGUUAGCACGGAAGAGGCACUCGCUUUCAACACAUCUUGGAAGGUCCCUUCUGUAAUUGCAUACCAGAUAAGAGAUGAGAACAACAAGAUCGAUACUGAAUGGAGGAGCAACAUCGACACUUCCAUACUUUACCAAGACUUCAAUGCAAACGCCGAUCCAUCAACAAAGACCUAUCAAGUGCUCAACCCUGAGACUGAGGCGCCUGGCCCCAAUACCAUUAUUGCACUGGACACUGAGUUCGUUGCUGUGCGACAACCUGAAAUUGAAAUGAAUUCUGAUGGUGAGCGGGAAACCAUACGGCCGAUAGUGUACGCACUUGCUCGUGCAUCAGUUGUCCGCGGUCAGGGGGAAAACGAAGGGACACCCUUCAUCGAUGAUUAUAUCAACAUAAAGGAACCGAUUGUCGACUAUUUGACAUCGUAUUCGGGAAUCACUGAACAAGACUUGGAUCCUAGAGUUUCGAAACAUAGUCUCCUGUCGUUGAAGAUGGCAUACAAGAAGAUGUGGAUUCUUCUUAACCUCGGAUGCAAGUUCCUUGGCCACGGACUAAAACAAGACUUCCGAGUUAUCAACAUACACAUUCCUAAAUCGCAGGUCAUCGACACGAUUGACCUGUUCUUCCUCCAAACUCGGUUAAGGAGGCUAUCGCUGGCUUUUCUGGCGUGGUAUCUCUUGAAGGAAGAUAUCCAAAUGGAGACCCACGAUUCGAUCGAAGAUUCACGGACAGCACUCAAGUUGUAUAAGAAGUAUCUCGAGUUCCAGGAUGCCGGAAUCUUGGAGACCAUAUUGCAAGAUAUUUACCGAGCUGGCCGAGAGGUCAACUUCAAGCCGCCUCGCAAGGACGGCCAGCAUAUCCCAAGGACGGACACCCCUCCCCCUUUGCCAGUCGAUGGCUCAACAGGGCCGGUAACACCUGUCAGAAGCCACAACAUUCUGGCACAGACACCUGGAUCUGCAUUCGGAGGUGGCUCUAGCUGGACACCAGGAAAGGGAUCACCAUUACCAUAGGAAUCGGAAGGUGGAAAUUCCAAUCAGCAGGAUCCAGAAGAGGAAGAAGAGCUACUGAUAGAUUUUUGUGAGAGCGAAGAGGUGGAUGAGCAUUGGAGGGAAAGGCAGCAGCAAAGCCACCCACUAUUGAUGAGAUGAAGAUUUGAUCAGCGUUCGAGCAAGAGCUAAAUUUGAUGUGGGAGAGUUGGCAUUAAGCAUAUAUUGGCUCUUAGAAGCUUAGAAACUAAGGUAAGGUAAGCAGCGUAAGGUACUUAGAAAAGACUACUAGCAUUUAUGAAUGAAUCUGGCUGUGUUCUUGGUUAAGAGGUAAUCGACACUGGCAUCAGAAAGACCUAAACCUGGAAUCUUCAUACGCCGAGCCCUUGCUUCUUUCCCAGGAUAAUUAAGUACC
Messenger RNA from Fusarium verticillioides 7600, 4225 nucleotides. RefSeq names its product PAB-dependent poly(A)-specific ribonuclease subunit PAN2. NCBI's taxonomy places the organism in Eukaryota, Fungi, Ascomycota, Sordariomycetes, Hypocreales, Nectriaceae. Gene Ontology annotation, cellular component: PAN complex; P-body. Gene Ontology annotation, biological process: mRNA processing; nuclear-transcribed mRNA poly(A) tail shortening. The transcript has 10 exons. Gene Ontology annotation, molecular function: protein binding; poly(A)-specific ribonuclease activity; nucleic acid binding. The record is from RefSeq and is a predicted model, not a curated record. Bases 709 to 3834 code for a protein of 1041 amino acids.